AUGGGCGUUCGAGGUCUUGACCCCUACCUACGCGAACGUAAACUCUUCCAAACAUGCCCUCUCGCCGCGCUCUCUGGCUCCCGACUGGGUAUCGAUGGCGUUCAUUAUCUCAAAACCCUCCUUUCCGAGGUUGAUACUCGUGAACCCUUGGUCGCUUCGACCGGAGGACUCCCUCUGGCCAUUACAGCGCGUAUCGAGUCAAACUUACGAGCCUUGGAAUCCCUCCGAAUCAAGCCUGUCUUUGUAUUUGCCGGUCUCCCCAUCGCUCAGCGUCCUCCGCCCAAAGGGAUGGAUCCGGUGGGGGAGAGAGAAUUGCAAGUCAAGAAUGAGGCUUGGGGUCAUUACGAAAGUGGAGAUGUCGCUAGGGCUAUCCAGACAUUAACUACGGUUCGAGGAGGCGCUUGGACCGAUUGGAGAGACCUGUUGAGAUCCGUGUUGAGGAUCUUUAGGCACAGGUUCACGGAAUAUGUGAUCUCGCCGUAUCUCGAGAGCGCCCAGCUUGCAUACCUUAUGAAACACCCCAAAGGGUACAUUCACGCCAUGUACGCUUCUACCGAAUCGCUAUUAUGGCCUGUGGAUCGCGUCAUUACCCAUAUCGAUUGGGCAAAUCACACCAAUAUGACGUUCAUCGACAAACCUCGUCUCGUCGCGGAUGUCGGACUGAACGCUGAUCAAUUCCUCGAUGUGUGCAUUUUGGCAGGUUCAGCCAUCAGUCGGACGUUCCCUCCGUUUGCCAGUGACUUCUCUCUCAAGACGAUCUUGGACCUCGUCAGGCAAUAUAAAUCUGGAAUUGCGGUAUGUCAGGCUUGGAGGCAGGACAAUCAAGUCAAAGCUCUGGGAUACAUUGAUUCCUUUAUGCGAGCUCGAUUGGCCGUCAAGUACAGCUUGGUCCUGACGACGGAAGGGAUCUGUAUGCCAUUACCAAUGGUCGUUCAGCCCGCUGCUGCUCCUCCUCCAGUCACGCUUGCCGAUAUUCCAGCCGACUUUGACGAGAUAUUCUCUCUUCGCCUACCCGAUGAGCUCUACUACCAUAUCUGUCGAGGACUGAUCAGUCCACAAGUCGUCGGAUGGUUGUCGAGCGGAUUGAUCGUCGAGUCUCAACCUUUGGCAGAUUCACCAGAUUACAGGCGAUUCAUCAAGGAUGUCAUCACAGAGGGCCACACAGCGCCUAGAUGUACAACACUGGCUCUAUUGGUGGAUGCUCUGCACCCGCAGUGGAAGCAGCGACGCGUGUCCGCACACUAUUACUAUGAACCGCCUUUCGCGCCCAUUCACGGAUCCACUGUCCCCUUUACCGAUGUCAUGACGCAGUCGCUGGUCGACAAGUGCUCUUCCUGGCAAGUCCCCUCGUCACACCUAGAGAACGAGCUACGAAGGCAGAAUUCCUCCACUAUCGAUAUCAAGUUGUGCAUAGGGGCUCUUUCGUCCGAAGAGCUGGCGGCCCAGACCAAGCUCGGUAAACCAAGUCGACCGAUGGACAAGAAGGACGAGAUUGUCGCGAAUGUCAUCUGGCGUUUCCUUGAUGUCAGAGGCUUUGUCGCUCCGAACCACUCUCAGACUCUCAUGGGCAAAGCCCUCCACGCCGCUUGUUCCCAAUCUCGUGUCACAGAUCGGUUCCAGGAAUCCCUUUACCUCGUUCUGGAGCUGCUGCGAGCCGGCGUUGUCCAUGGACAACGAUGGGGUUCGGCUGAUGAGGAGCCAUUGUCUGGUGGACCAACCUCUGGCACAGAGGAGGAGCAAGCGAGUACCCUGUUGAUUAUGAGAGUGUUGUCAGUGUUGCCAUUGUCAUUCAGGCCACAACAAUGGGCUGGUCCGUUGUCUCGCGAGUUACUAGUGUUCAAUUCAUUCGUACGCGCCUUGAGCAAGUCUUUGAGAGCCCUGCUCGAGGCCAUCACGGUUCAUAUCCUGUUAUGUGGAGAUGCCCGUCGAAAUAGGGACGACCACUUGGAUUUGAUGCUUAGUCAACCGUUCCAAGGGGAAGUCAACACUGGCUUUGGUAUUCUCGCCAAGACAUAUCUCGACGUGGCGACGUUUCAUCUGGGCGAAGAUGCUUCCUUCACCGAAAGCAACACGUCUACCCCUGAAGUCAUCAGUGCCAAGCAGAAGGCUAUGGAGUUCCUCGAAUCAUCGUUCACGAGCAUCAAGCUGCCUGCACAGGAGGUCGAGCGGGGUUUCAGGUUCUGGGAUGCGGUCAUGAUCGCCAUUCGGACUUUGGCCAAAGAGCAAGGCCCCAGCCCAGGUGUCGCCAUUGCCAUCACCAGCCCAGCUGUCAUUGAGGCAUUUGAAAAGGCUGACAAGUGGUUGAAGCCGAUGCGGCCGUAG
This is a messenger RNA of Kockovaella imperatae, 2322 nucleotides long. Its product is annotated as temperature dependent protein affecting M2 dsRNA replication-domain-containing protein. Gene Ontology annotation, molecular function: 5'-flap endonuclease activity; 5'-3' DNA exonuclease activity. Gene Ontology annotation, biological process: DNA recombination; mismatch repair; DNA double-strand break processing. The coding region runs from base 1 to 2322 and encodes 773 amino acids. The transcript is spliced from 9 exons. The record is from RefSeq and is a predicted model, not a curated record. NCBI's taxonomy places the organism in Eukaryota, Fungi, Basidiomycota, Tremellomycetes, Tremellales, Cuniculitremaceae. Gene Ontology annotation, cellular component: nucleus.